AUGUCAAAAGUAUAUGGUAUUAAACCAGACGUUACUUCAUUGGAUGAAGACCUUCAGAAUCUUCGCUCAAACAAGUUCUCCCCACAGGCAAUUAAAGAAAUAGAAACUUGGAUCUUCCAAGCUAUCCUAAAGAAACCAUUACCUCAAUCAAAUAGCACUUUAUUAGAAACAUUAAAAGAUGGCACAGUUUUAUGCCAGCUGGCGAAUAUUUUAGCUGAAGCUGAUAAUCAACCUACUAUUAAAUGGAAAGAAUCUAAGAUGCCAUUUGUACAAAUGGAACAAAUUGCCCAAUUCUUAAGUUUUGCCACUGCAUACGGGGUACCACAAGAUGAAUUAUUUCAAACGGUAGAUUUAUUUGAAGAAAAAGAUCCUGCCAGUGUAUAUCAAACUAUAAAAUCAGUUUCUCGUUACGCUAACAAGAGACACCCUAAUUUAUUUCCAGUAAUUGGUCCGCAAAUCGCUGAAAAACAUGUUCCACCUAAAGUCCCAAAGAAACCAAAAUCCUUACAAGGUGGUGCAGGCUGGAGUACAAUGGAAUAUGGCUAUAUGGGUGGUGCUUCUCAGUCAACUGAAAAUGUGGUAUUCGGAAAUCGUAGAAACAUUACGUAA
Messenger RNA from Henningerozyma blattae CBS 6284, 609 nucleotides. RefSeq names its product Scp1p (gene SCP1). Bases 1 to 609 code for a protein of 202 amino acids. Gene Ontology annotation, molecular function: protein binding. The record is from RefSeq and is a predicted model, not a curated record. The transcript has a single exon. Lineage: Eukaryota; Fungi; Ascomycota; Saccharomycetes; Saccharomycetales; Saccharomycetaceae.